AUGGGUUGCGGUGGCUCCAAGGAGGCCGUGGCCACCGGCAACACCAGCGCCGGCGGCGGCAGCAAGCUCCUCCGGAGGAAGUCCUCCGUCGUCUCCACCGGCGCAAGCCACACCUCCUCCACAUCGUCGUCGUCGUCCUCCGGCAACACCGGCGGCGUCGCCGUCAACGACGUCGUGAAGGAUGCGGUGGUAGCAGCCGGCGAGCCCAAGGCGGACGCCGCCUGCGAGGUGACGUCCGCCGACGACGCCGAGAAGCCUCUCUCUGUCGACUCGAAGGCAGACACCAUCGUGGUGAUGUCCCUCGAGAAGCCCGCUGCUGCAGCCGUCGCCGUGGAGGCCAAGAAAGAGGAGGAGGAGGUGGUGGUCCUUAAUAAGGAUGUCGCCGCUGACGACAUCGCUUCUGCUCCUAUUCCUGCCCCUGCCGUCGCUGCCGCUGCCGUCGUCGUGGAGGUCAAGAAAGAGGAGGCGAUGGUGGACAAUAAGGACGACGUCGCUUCUGCUCCUAGUCCUGCCGCCGCCACCAUGGCGAUCGAAGCCGCGGCGGCUGAGCCAGUGGUGGAGGAGGAUCUGCUUCCUGAAUCCACCAUGGCCGACGAGGCACCUGUGGAGGAUGCCCCCGAGGUUGAGGAACAGGCCAAGGAGUUAGCACCACUCGAACUCAAACUCAAAGACGACGGGGAGGAGAAGACGGUUGAGAGCAAAAACGUCGAAGAGGAGGAGGAGCACAAGGCCACGUCGCCUGCUCCGACAAAUGAGGAUGGGGAAUCAGCUGGGCAGAUGCAGAACACCACGGUACCCGUGGAGGCCAAACCGGCGGUCGAUGAGCACAAGGCGGAGGACGCGGCCGUCGUCCCAGCGGCGCCGUCGGCGGAGGAGAAGACCACCGACGACGAACAGACCGCUGCCACCGUCGCGAGCGAAGCGCCCGCCAACUAA
Molecule: messenger RNA, 936 nt
Organism: Miscanthus lutarioriparius
Lineage: Eukaryota; Viridiplantae; Streptophyta; Magnoliopsida; Poales; Poaceae
Source: the annotation of a GenBank genome assembly